Messenger RNA from Staurois parvus, 335 nucleotides. The record is from the annotation of a GenBank genome assembly. NCBI's taxonomy places the organism in Eukaryota, Metazoa, Chordata, Amphibia, Anura, Ranidae.
CUAGGUAUGCAGACUGCUUCUACAAACAUUUGUGAAAGAAUGGGUCGCUAUCAGGAGCUCAGUGAAUUCAAGCAUGGUACCGUAAUAGGUUGCCACCUGUGCAAUAAUUCCAUCUGUGAAAUUUCCUUGCUACUAAAUAUUCCACGGUCAACUGUUAGUUUUAUUAUAACAAAGUGGAAGCAUCUCGGAACAGGAACUCAGUGCAUCCUGAAGCGCACAGUGUGCAGAAAUCGCCAACUGUCUGCAGAGUCAAUAGCUAAAGACCUCCAAACUUCGUGUGACCUUCAGAUUAGCACAACAACAGUGCUUGCCUGACUACAUUGAGCCAAGUGUAA